CUACGUUUAUCUAUGGUAUAGUGGCGUUCGUUUUCGGUGUGGUGGUCGAUUUAUCAAUAUUUUCCAUAAUAUUCUGAUUUUAAGGCGGGAACACGUAAUAUUCAGUUAAACCGCAAGCAAAAUGAGCGUCGAAGAAGAUGUAAUGAAAAUACAGAAAAAACUAACAAAAAUGACUUCGGACGAUGGAACUGGUCAGGAGGAGGCGUUAGAACUUCUAAAAACUCUUCAAACCAUGGCCAUCAACCUGGAGGUCCUUACCAAAACAAGGAUAGGUAUGACUGUCAAUGCUCUACGUAAAUCUAGUAAGGAUGAGGAAGUAAUAUCUUUGUGUAAGACUUUGAUUAAAAACUGGAAAAAGUUCUUGUCAACACCCUCUAAGGACUCUGGAAGCUCUUCCAAAUCUAAAAAAGAUGGCAAGGAUAAGGAGAAGAAAGAAGAUAAGGACAAAGAGAAGAAGUUGCAAGCAUCUUUCCCACCCCAGUCCAACACUACUGAUGCUGUAAGGCUGAAGUGCCGUGAACUUCUCACUCAGGCUCUCAAGAUUGAUGGUGAUGCCCCCAAUUCCUGUGCCACUCCGGAAGAGCUAGCUGAAGAACUUGAAGAAUGCAUUUAUGCUGAAUUUAAAAAUACUGAUAUGCGUUACAGAAACAGGAUUAGAUCACGAGUUGCAAACCUGAAGGAUCCUAAGAAUCCUACCUUGCGCACAAAUUUCCUAAAUGGUGUUGUUUCAGCUUCACGUCUUGCUAAAAUGACUCCUGAUGAAAUGGCCAGUGAUGAGAUGAAAAAACUGAGAGAGAAAUUCAUUAAAGAAGCUAUUGAUGAUGCUCAGCUUGCUACAGUCCAGGGUACUAAAACUGAAAUGCUCAAAUGUGGUAAGUGCAAAAAGAAGAACUGCACUUACAAUCAAUUACAGACAAGAAGCUCUGAUGAGCCGAUGACUACAUUUGUCCUUUGUAAUGAGUGUGGCAACCGUUGGAAGUUCUGUUAAGACUGCUUUUAAACAAGAGUAUAAUGGUGUAUUCAUUGUCUGAAGUGAUACACUAUUGUAUCCAGUUAUUAUACUAUUCUAUUUACAAUGACAUAAAAUUUUGUGUUUCUGUGUUAAUUGCAAUAUGACCUUACUACUGUCACUGACAAUGGAAUCAUGUUGAGUAGACAAGGAAACCUUAGUUUAACUUAAAUAAAUUAAUCUGCUUUAAGUGAA
This is a messenger RNA of Pectinophora gossypiella (pink bollworm), 1204 nucleotides long. RefSeq names its product transcription elongation factor S-II (gene TfIIS). Gene Ontology annotation, cellular component: nucleus. Gene Ontology annotation, molecular function: zinc ion binding; nucleic acid binding. The record is from RefSeq and is a predicted model, not a curated record. The coding region runs from base 122 to 988 and encodes 288 amino acids. Lineage: Eukaryota; Metazoa; Arthropoda; Insecta; Lepidoptera; Gelechiidae. The transcript has 2 exons. Gene Ontology annotation, biological process: DNA-templated transcription; transcription elongation by RNA polymerase II.